UUUCCAAAAGCUGCCCAAAAUCUUCGCAACGACUUCGUUAGAAGCAAUAAACAAACUAGAAAUCGCGCUUCGACGAUUGACGAAUCUCAACCGUUCAAACAACAUUGCCGUCUCUCCGUCACCGUCGCCGUCGCCGGUUACCUUCGUAAGCGGCAACUACCUUUUCCCUUCUUCCUCACGGAUAGCUCAUCCAUGAGACUUCUCUCGCUCUAGUUUUUUUUUCUCUCUCUAGAGAUGGUUUGGGAGCGGCAAUGAAAGCAGAGUUUGAGGUGGAGGUGGAGAGGCGAUGGGUGAUUGUAAGCGAGUUAUGGUGAGGACGGCGGCGAGUAAUGCUGGUUGGAUGUCUAAGAGGAGGAGAAUUGCCGGUUCGCCGGAGAGGUUGAGGCCGUCGACGUCUCAGUCUGACUUAAGCGACGGUUGUUUGUGGUUGGAGAAUGCGACGACGUCUGUCUCGCGCUUGGAGAAGAGGAAUUCCGUUGGCGUUGUCGCCGGAGGUGAGAUGAGUGAUGGUUUUUCAGCGGAUCAGUUUCCUGUUUCUUGUAGCUCCGGUAACGACUGCGGCAAGGCCACCGGCCUGAAGGACGCCGUGAAAUUCGAAGAUCUGGAGCCGACCAAGAGCUUCGAAACCGUAGAGUCGACUCGCGUUAACGGCAUUCAAAGAGAAAGCACUCCAACGAGCGAUCUCCACGGAGAAUCCGACGUAAUGGACACACUAGCGAAGAGCUUCUUGACUGAGAAACAGAAGCGAACUGAUCGUCCGAUGAAGACGCCGCCGAUUUUUGAGAUUGAAGAUUUCUUCGCCGAGGCGGAGAAGUACGAGCAGAAGCGCUUCUCAGAGAAGUACAACUUCGAUAUAGUGAUGGAUGUGCCAUUGGAAGGACGAUACCAGUGGAUUCGUCUGAAGCCAUGAAAAACCAGCUAACUUCAUGCUAAGACACGCCGGGAUCUGGAUUAUCUCGGAUUUCAUGGAACUCUAUCCUUUUGGAAAACUCUGUUAGUUUCUUCUUUUUGUACAGCUUCCAUCUCCACAAAAGAAGCUCCGGAACUAAAUCUUUUCAGUAAAUGCACACUGCACACACACACACACACACCCAUAGAAAGGAAACCGCCGCCGCCGCCGCCGCCGCCGCCGCCGUCCUUCUUUUAUCAUUUUCUUUCAUGAACUCAAAGCUGUGUUAUGUCGUGCAUCCAUAAUUGAGCACAGAUUUCUGUAAUUCUCACUUCGAAUUCACGACAAAUGUUGGCCAUGUUAAAUCACACUUCGUUCUUUUGUCA
This is a messenger RNA of Cucurbita pepo subsp. pepo (vegetable marrow), 1275 nucleotides long. Its product is annotated as cyclin-dependent kinase inhibitor 7. NCBI's taxonomy places the organism in Eukaryota, Viridiplantae, Streptophyta, Magnoliopsida, Cucurbitales, Cucurbitaceae. Gene Ontology annotation, molecular function: cyclin-dependent protein serine/threonine kinase inhibitor activity. Gene Ontology annotation, cellular component: nucleus. Gene Ontology annotation, biological process: negative regulation of cyclin-dependent protein serine/threonine kinase activity. The record is from RefSeq and is a predicted model, not a curated record.